GGGGCGGGAUUCGGGCGCCUUCCGAUUGCAUCAGCUGGUUCCGCCGGGCAUGCGUGGCUCAUGCGCCGUGUCCGCAGGGUCCGGGCUUUCGCUCCUGCUCCGACAGUCCUUGCUGUCUUUUGGUAGUUCUUUGAUGUCUGAGAAGGCCAGCGGCCCUGUAGAGAAGAUGGGAGGUGAAGAGAAGCCGGUAGAUGCUGGCAAGGAGAAGCAAAAGGAAGGAGGCAAGAAGAACAAGGAGGGCUCUGGAGAUGGAGGCCGAGCAGAGUUGAAUCCUUGGCCAGAAUAUAUUAACACACGACUUGAGAUGUAUAAUAAACUUAAAGCAGAACAUGAUUCCAUUUUGGCAGAAAGGGCAGAAAAAGAUAGCAAACCAAUUAAAGUCACCCUGCCUGAUGGGAAACAGGUCGAUGCGGAAUCCUGGAGAACUACUCCCUAUCAAAUUGCUUGUGGAAUUAGUCAAGGCCUGGCUGAUAACACUGUCGUUGCUAAAGUGAACAAAAUUGUUUGGGACCUGGACCGGCCUCUGGAGGAAGAUUGUACCUUAGAACUUCUUAAAUUUGAGAAUGAGGAAGCUCAAGCAGUUUAUUGGCACUCAAGUGCUCACAUCAUGGGUGAAGCCAUGGAGAGAGUCUAUGGUGGAUGUUUAUGUUAUGGUCCACCAAUAGAAAAUGGAUUCUAUUACGACAUGUAUCUUGAAGAAGGAGGUGUGUCCAGCAAUGAUUUCUCUUCUUUGGAGACUUUAUGUAAGAAAAUUAUGAAAGAAAAGCAAGCUUUUGAAAGAUUGGAAGUUAAGAAAGAAACUCUCCUGGAAAUGUUUAAGUACAACAAAUUUAAAUGCCGGAUAUUGAAUGAAAAAGUAAACACCCCAACCACAACAGUCUAUAGGUGUGGCCCCUUGAUAGAUCUCUGCCGAGGUCCUCAUGUCAGACACACUGGCAAAAUUAAAUCUUUAAAAAUACACAAAAAUUCUUCCACAUACUGGGAAGGCAAAGCAGAUAUGGAGACGCUCCAGAGAAUUUAUGGCAUUUCAUUUCCAGAUCCCAAAAUGUUGAAAGAAUGGGAGAAGUUCCAAGAAGAAGCUAAAAACCGAGAUCAUAGGAAAAUUGGGAGGGACCAAGAAUUAUAUUUCUUCCAUGAACUCAGCCCUGGAAGUUGCUUCUUCCUGCCGAAGGGGGCCUAUAUUUAUAAUACACUCAUGGAAUUCAUUAGGAGUGAAUAUAGGAAGAGAGGAUUCCAGGAGGUAGUCACUCCAAACAUGUACAACAGCAAACUCUGGAUGACCUCUGGGCACUGGCAGCACUACAGCGAAAACAUGUUUUCCUUUGAGGUGGAGAAGGAGCUUUUUGCUCUUAAGCCCAUGAACUGCCCGGGACACUGCCUUAUGUUUGAUCAUCGGCCAAGAUCCUGGCGAGAGUUACCUCUUCGGUUAGCCGAUUUUGGAGUAUUGCAUAGGAAUGAGCUGUCAGGAGCACUGACAGGACUCACCCGGGUACGAAGAUUCCAGCAGGAUGACGCACAUAUAUUCUGUGCCAUGGAGCAGAUUGAAGAGGAGAUAAAAGGCUGUUUGAACUUUCUCCAUACAGUAUAUAAUGUAUUUGGAUUUUCUUUUAAACUGAACCUUUCUACUCGCCCAGAAAAAUUCCUUGGUGAUAUUGAAAUAUGGAACCAAGCUGAGAAACAACUUGAAAAUAGCCUGAAUGAAUUUGGUCAAAAGUGGGAGUUAAAUCCUGGCGAUGGAGCUUUCUAUGGUCCAAAGGUUGACAUACAAAUAAAAGAUGCAAUUGGUCGCUAUCACCAGUGUGCGACAAUCCAGCUGGAUUUUCAGUUGCCGAUAAGGUUUAAUCUGACUUUUGUGAGCCAUGAUGGUGAUGAUAAGAAAAGGCCAGUGAUGAUUCAUCGAGCCAUCUUGGGAUCAGUGGAAAGAAUGAUUGCUAUCCUCACUGAAAACUAUGGGGGCAAAUGGCCUUUCUGGCUGUCUCCUUGCCAGGUAAUGGUAGUUCCAGUAGGACCAACAUGUGAUGAAUAUGCCCAAAAGGUACGGCAACAAUUCCAUGAUGCUAAAUUCAUGGUAGACGUUGACCUGGAUCCAGGCUGUACACUAAACAAGAAGAUCAGAAAUGCACAGUUAGCACAGUAUAACUUUAUCCUAGUUGUUGGUGAAAAAGAGAAGACCAGCGGCACUGUUAAUAUCCGUACAAGGGACAAUAAAGUCCAUGGAGAGCGUACAAUUUCUGAAACCAUUGAACGCCUGCAGCAGCUCAAGCAGUCCCACAGCAGGCAAGCAGAAGAAGAGUUUUAACAAAGGCCUUCACCGAGUGCACAGACUCACCCAGAGGAAAAGAAAGUUGCUGCUUUUCCAUAACAUGAAGCUUGUAUUCUGAACAACAUCAUAUUAUAUUGAAGUUGGAAUAGUUUGGCAGAGUCUGCACAUGGAUUACUGUGCGAUCAGCAUUUUGACCUAGACACAUUGUAGACAGUGUAUUUGAUGAAGUUAAUUAAAAGAAUCAUUACAAUUAUUUUAUUCAUUAAAUAAACAAUGGAAAUAAAGCAUGCAGAAUGCUUUUAGUGUCAUAUAGGAACACUUUUUAUAAAUUUAUUCAAUUGAAUAAAAUUUUCCAAGUUUAAGAUAAAAGGAAAGAUUCUAAGAUCAUAGUGUAAAAAUAAAAGGCUUAUAUUAA
This is a messenger RNA of Cavia porcellus (domestic guinea pig), 2678 nucleotides long. It is a transcript of the gene Tars1, whose product is annotated as threonyl-tRNA synthetase 1. Bases 50 to 2299 code for a protein of 749 amino acids. Gene Ontology annotation, cellular component: cytoplasm. The record is from RefSeq and is a predicted model, not a curated record. Gene Ontology annotation, biological process: threonyl-tRNA aminoacylation. Gene Ontology annotation, molecular function: ATP binding; threonine-tRNA ligase activity. The transcript has 19 exons. NCBI's taxonomy places the organism in Eukaryota, Metazoa, Chordata, Mammalia, Rodentia, Caviidae.